This is a messenger RNA of Sceloporus undulatus (fence lizard), 5551 nucleotides long. It is a transcript of the gene ZC3H7B, whose product is annotated as zinc finger CCCH-type containing 7B. Gene Ontology annotation, biological process: miRNA processing. The transcript is spliced from 24 exons. The record is from RefSeq and is a predicted model, not a curated record. Lineage: Eukaryota; Metazoa; Chordata; Lepidosauria; Squamata; Phrynosomatidae. Bases 224 to 3259 code for a protein of 1011 amino acids. Gene Ontology annotation, molecular function: metal ion binding; protein binding; miRNA binding.
GACCUGGAAAUGAAAGUAAAAAAGACCAAGAGGCACAUGGAAGGAGCUGCUGCAGUUGCAGCUGGCACAGAAUGCAGCCCUCUGUAAUUAAAUAACAAUUAGUUAGUAUUAUUACUCACCGUAAUAAUGCUCUAAUAAUAUCUCUAGUAAUACCAUAUCAUUUAUCAAGGCAAGGUGAUCCCAGUGCAAAGGGGGAAUAUAACCAAGCAGAGGAGUGUCUGUAAUGGAGAGACAAAAAAGAAAAGAGGAAAUAGAGAAAGGACUUCAGUUCAUUCAGUCUACAUUACCCCUAAUUCAAGAAGAUUAUGAGGCUUUUUUACAGAAACUGGUGCGAAACUUACUUGCAGAAGGCAAUGAUCUAUUCAGAGAGAAAGAUUUUAAGCUAGCGCUGGUGCAGUAUGUAGAAGGGCUGAAUGUGGCUGAAUAUGCAACCUCAGAUGAGGUGACCAUUCCAGUGGAUCUGCUAUGCAACCUGUAUGUCAACCGGGCUGCCUGCUACUUUUCCAUGGGCCUAUAUGAGAAGGCCUUGGAAGACAGCGAGAAGGCACUGGGAUUUGACACGGAGAAUAUCCGAGCACUUUUCCGAAAAGCCCGCUGCCUAAAUGAGCUGGGAAGGCACAAAGAAGCCUAUGAAUGUAACAGCCGCUGUCUACUGUCCCUGCCACAUGAUGAAAGUGUGGCACAACUUGGCCAGGAGCUUGCACAGAAGCUGGGAUUAAGGGUCCGGAAGGCAUAUAAAAGACCUCAGCAGGAAUUGGAAACAUUUUCUCUACUCAGUAAUGGCUUAUCAUCCACCUUACCAAAUCAGACUGUUUCCAAUGGAUUGGGUUCUGUAGAUGACAUUGAAACAGAUAUCUCUGUACAUCUUCAUGACAUGUCUGUUCCCUGUGCCACCUCCAUCCAAGUGAGUGAGGACCCUGGUUUUCCAUCAUCAGACUUGGAUGCAAAGAACACGCCAACAUCACUAUCUGCUAGCACUAUGGUGCCUUCUUCAGAGACUACAUCAGUGCCAUCAUCUGAGGGUGUGGAUGAUUUUACUGAAGGAGGAGUUCUUGGGGAUGAACUGGAUUCAAUCUUGGAUUCUAUCGCAGAUGGGUCUCAGCAGUACCCUCUAUCUCUAGUGCAAGGUGCCCUCCCUGCCAGUAUGCCUAGUGAAAUGCCACGAUUGAUCCCUGUGUUUCCGGGAGGUACUCCAUUGCUGCCUCCUGUGGUGACAGGCAACAUUCCAGUCUCCACACCACUCCCUCCUGCCUCCUUUGGCCUUAUGAUGGAUGCCACAAAACAGCUUUCCUCCACCUCUGUCCUGGAUGCUUUCGAACCACCAGUGGGUGGCAGUGGCAAUUCUCCUUUGGAUUCAUUGGAUUCACUAGACCUGCUUCCAUACACAGAGUCCCGGCUAGAUGUGCUGGAUGCUUUUGGAACUAGUCGGGGAUCACUGGAUGCACUGGACACUUUCACUGUUGAGGAAACCAGCACCCAAGAAACACGGCAGCCUACUAGUGUACAGAAGCCACUACCCAUGGCAAACCAUAGUGGGCCAAGGCAUACAACGGUACCCAAAGUGGUAGAGUUGCUGAUGUCUCAGCCAGAGUCGAUGAUGCCCAACACAGCCCUGCUUGUGAAGAAUCCACUGGCGUCCACUCACAUCUUCAAACAAGCCUGUCACCUCUGCUAUCCCAAAACAGGACCCAAGGCUGGCGAUUAUACCUAUCGAGAAGGUCUGGAGCACAAGUGCAAAAGGAAUAUACUGCUGGGGAGACGCCGGAACUCAGAAGAUAAAACCUGGAAGAGAAUCCGACCACGGCCAACUAAGACCAAUUUUGUGGGAUCUUAUUAUCUGUGCAAAGAUAUGCUUAACAAGCAGGACUGUAAGUACGGGGAUAACUGCACCUUCGCGUACCACCAGGAGGAGAUCGACGUGUGGACAGAGGAGCGGAAAGGAACCCUUAAUCGUGACCUAUUGUUUGACCCACUGGGUGGAGUCAAGCGGGGCAGCCUGACGAUUGCCAAGAUUUUGAAGGAACACCAGGGCAUAUUCACUUUCCUCUGUGAGAUCUGCUUUGACAGCAAACCCCGGAUAAUCAGCAAAGGGACCAAGGACUCUCCAGCAGUGUGUUCCAACUUAGCUGCAAAACAUAGCUUUUUUGAUAAUAAGUGUCUGGUUCACAUUGUUCAUUCCACCUCUCUGAAGUAUUCCAAGAUCCGUCAGUUCCAGGAACACUUUCAGUUUGAUGUAUGCCGACAUGAAGUACGUUAUGGCUGCUUGCGUGAAGAUAGCUGCCACUUUGCUCACAGCUUCAUAGAGCUUAAAAUUUGGUUGCUGCAACAAUAUUCAGGAAUGACCCAUGAAGAUAUUGUACAAGAAUCUAAGAAGUAUUGGCAACAGGUGGAGAUUCACACCAGCAAGGCUAGUAGCAAUAUGGCUUCUAGCAGGAGUUCCACAUCAAACACUUUUGACCUCCAAAUGAAGUUUGUUUGUGGCCAAUGUUGGAGAAAUGGGCAGGUGGUAGAACCAGAUAAAGACCUCAAAUACUGUAGUGCCAAAGCACGCCACUGUUGGACCAAGGAGCGCCGUGUUUUGCUAGUGAUGUCCAAAGCAAAGAGGAAAUGGGUGUCUGUUCGGCCACUGCCUUCAAUUCGCAACUUCCCUCAACAAUAUGAUUUAUGUAUUCAUGCCCAAAAUGGAAGGAAGUGCCAGUAUGUUGGAAACUGUUCUUUUGCCCAUAGCCCUGAAGAGCGAGAGAUGUGGACCUUCAUGAAAGAAAAUAAGAUUCUGGACAUUCAGCAGACAUAUGACAUGUGGCUAAAAAAGCACAACCCUGGGAAACCUGAUGAGGGGACACCUCUAACAUCACGUGAGGGGGAGAAGCAAAUCCAGAUGCCUACUGACUAUGCUGAUAUGAUGGGUUACCACUGCUGGCUUUGUGGAAAGAACAGCAACAGCAAGAAGCAAUGGCAGCAGCACAUCCAGUCAGAGAAGCAUAAAGAAAAAGUCUUCACGUCUGAUAAUGACUCCAGUUGCUGGAAUUACCGUUUCCCCAUGGGAGAGUUUCGGCUGUGUGACAGAUUCCAGAAGACAAAAUCCUGCCCUGAAGGGGAGAAUUGUCACUUUGCUCAUGGCCAAGAUGAGUUGACAGAGUGGCUGGAUCGGAGGGAAGUAAUGAAGCAAAAACUGGCCAAAGCCCGCAAAGAUAUGUUACUGUGCCCUAGAGAUGAUGACUUUGGCAAAUACAACUUCCUAUUACGGGAUAGCAUAUAAUAUCAAAGGGGUCUAGGACUGCACAAAUGAAUAUGGGAUUUUGCAGUACGUCUGUGUUAUCCAAGAUGGAGAAUGGCAAUGUGUGAUCUGAACACAGGCUUCAUGGGUGGCUGAGAUUUAUCUAUUCAGGAUCUGUAGUCUCCAUUACAUUAUCCACUUUUCUAUCUUACGUUAAAAAUUCCAUUGGAUUUUAUACACCUGUUGUACUAAAAUAAUUCUGAAUCAAGAUAAAAUGGGUCAGUGAUGCAUGUGUGAAGAGGCCUAAAUGAUGGUAAUGAAGAAAGGAAUAUGUGGUUAGUAGGAGCAUAUCAGUAGGCUGAAGUUCCUUUUUAUAUUCUUGCUGCCUGAUGAGCAGAUACCUUAUCACUGUCAGGCAGCUGUACCUAUUAACCCAUUUUACCUAUCAUAUAGAGACAAAUACCUCCACAUUUUUUUUCUGUAGAACAGAUACAGAUGCCAUCUUUGAAGGGAAGGGUGUUUUUGGGCUGGGUGCCUGUGAACAGUAGUCCUAUGUGUACCUUGCUGAUCAGUGGAAGCCAUCUAUUUUGGUGCAAGAUACCAUUAUAUAUUCCCCUGUUAAUUUGAUUGUUUAAUAGACCUUUCAAAUAAUGUUAUUUCCUUUCCAUUGACCUAGAUUUUUUAAAGGGAGUAUUUGUUUUUAAAGUAGUUUGUCUCCUGUCUUGGCAGUUAAAUAGUCUUAAUGUGGGACUAGAUUAAGUAAAGCUACAGAACUCCAGCUGCAAUUAAACAAACUGAAUGACCUCCUCUUCCCCAUGCAGUUGUAGACUGUUGCCUGCUUGACUGUUAUGAUCAUAAUGUUAUUAACCUGCUGGUCCUCUUUCUCUAAUUACCUGUAAAAGCUGAUAUGACCAGCUUCAGUGGUUGAAAUGUUAACAGUUUGUGGCAGGUGGAAGAAGAAAAACAAAUACAUUGAUAUUUAAAUUUGUUACAUUAUCUACUGAAUCUAGAAAUAGAACUACACGUGUUUGCUCUGCAAUGAUUAAGGGAUAUGAAUUUAUUUAGAUUAUAAGACAGAACAAUGUUUCCUUUCCUCUUUAAUUCAGAAAUAAGCAAAUUGCUUUGCAUCCUCUUUUGAUCUAGUCAAUACUGCUUUGAUUAGAAGACAAAAGGGGACGUGGUUUAUGGAGUCAGAGCAGGAGGGUUGUGGGGCACUUAUUCCUGGAUAUUGCAGUGAAAAAUCAGUUUUUUGUUUUUUCCCCCUGAUAUGAUAACCUGAUACGUGGUGUUGCAGUAUUUUGUCACCAGAUUUGUUCUAGUGUGUAUAUAUGUAACUCUUCCAUAAAACAUAUAUAUACACAGGUAUUAAAUAUAUCGCUCUAUAUAAUGUUAUAUAUGUAUGUGGUAUUGGAGGAACCUUUUUAUUGAGGGUUAAAGAAAAGGACUCUCGCUGAGGAAUGAAGCAUCUUUUGUUUGAAUAAAGUUGAUGUUAGGAGAGGAGAACUAUUUGUUUUUGGAUUUUUUAAAAAAAAUUAUUGAGGGAUAUGUUAACUUGCAAUGGUGAAGUCACCCUUUUGUGAAGACUUUGAAGUACAGUACAAUCCAUGGAAGUAAAUAAACUACUAAAGGAAACCUACUGUUUAGUUUAAGAAAAGAAAUAUUGAUAAGAAUUGGAGAAUGUAUGGAAUUGAAAAUCCUGCUCUAUCCCUAGCACCUGCAGCUGUGCAGUAAUAAAGGGGUAAAGCUAAUGCUCUAGAACCAUGCAGAAGGUAUGAAACAUGAAAGAAACCAACAUUUGGUUGGCUACAAUAUAUCAGUUUGGAAAGGGAGGAGUUUCAGAAAACAGACACAUCUGAAAAUGAUAAGUAAAAUUAGGUCAUUGGUUGUAUUUGUUAAUAAAUACAAACUGUGCUUCAAAAAUCUUGGCAGUGUCUUUUUCUUUACAUAAGCUGCUUAGAAAACAAAAGAAAGGGGACUCCUUAAUACCCUCAAAAUUAUGGGAAGGAUAUGUUUUGGAUGGAAUGCUCCAUAACCAAGUUCUUCAACCAUGAAAUCCCUAUGAAAUAUAGUAAUAGAGUAAAGCCAAUGAAGGAAGAUGCUCCAUUUCUAAGUUAGACUUGUAAAAAGUUGGAGAGUCCUUCAAAAUGUAUUUGUAUUAAUAUAUUCUAAGAAUACCACGCUUUACUAUUACAAAGAAAUUCAUAAUGCCUUUCACAAGGUCUAGUAACCAAGAUAAUAAUGUAGAUGUUCUAACAACUUUCUUGUUCUGAACAAGACAGAUUUGCUUCUUUUAGCCUUUGUAAUAGAAAAUAAAAGUGUGCACUUUAAACCCUC